CGCGUUCCGCGUUCCCUGUGUGGUGAUAGCGGUGAUGCUGAUAAUGCAUGUGAAUAAAAGCGUGCCUUAAAUAUUGCCCAUCAUAAGUGAAUAACCCAAUAAGAAGCUCAAAAACCCCCAUAACACGGCGUAAUGCGGAGUAAUCCCAUAAACUUCCCACAUAAGCACCAACAAUAUAAUCCACCCUAACCUCACUUCUCCUCCUCCUCCGGCCCCCCCUCCUACUAGGAGUCCUAGCCCUCCUCUCAAACGAGAACAAGGUACCUAGUACCUGAACCCACCACAGAGCGAAAACCGAAGUCACGAAUACACACCACCGCCAACUAGGAGCGAGGCUGUGCAGUGGCAGGAUUGCGUGGCAUCGGCGUCGCCAUCGGCGUCGGCGUCGUCGACGUGCUAUAUCUACCGUUUCAGACUGCCGCGCGUGGAGGAUCAGCGGGUGCUGACAGAUGAUUGUCUGUCCCAAAUCCAAUUCCCUUUUACGACUUCCCACGAUCUGUCAAUUACAUCUACCCUACGCUACGAAUAUCACAACACACCGCAGGCGACGACGACAACGAGAGAACGAGAGAGAUACAGGCACGCGUUCACGGAUUCACGCGGCCCGUUCGGAACGCGGGUGCAGCAAGACGGUGGCGCUAAAGACGAAUAUUGGACCCUGACAUCGUCUCCCAAGACGACGCGGUGCGCCGGGCCGAUAAGUGAGGCAGGAACGCGCCUGGCUUCCACGCCUCUGCGACGGAACUGCUUCUUAAUAUACAAGGGCCUUAUAAGAGCGGACGCGCCUGGACGUACGAGCGCUGAGCCGCGGGCCUGGGAAGGACAAUGGUGAACUCUACGUGUAAUGCGACGAUGGAGGAUUUGCGGAUUACGGGCGAGCUGCCGGUGGCGGGGAGUUUGAAUUUCCAUCAGCUUGGGCUGAUUAUCUGCGGUUGCUGCACGACUGUGGCGAUUCUGAUCUCGGCAUACUCGAUUUGGAUGCAUGCGCUGAAUUAUACGAAGCCGAGGGAGCAGAGACACAUAAUCCGCAUCCUCCUAAUGAUCCCCGUCUACGCCAUUGCGCGAUUCCUCUCGUUCUGGUUCUACUACCACAGUGUCUACUUCAGCGUCAUAUCAGACUGCUAUGAGGCCUUCGCGAUCGCCUCCUUCUUCGCGCUGCUGUGCCACUACACCUCCCCCACGCUACACAGCCAGAAAGACUACUUCCGUGCCAUGCACCCCAUCAAGCCAUGGGUGCUGCCCGUCAAGUGGUUCGCCAAGUGCUGUGGCGGGAAGAGGGGCAUCUGGCGGACGCCGAGGAGCGGGUUGACCUGGUUUAAUAUUGUGUGGGCGGGUAUCUACCAGUAUUGCUUUGUGAGAGUCGCGAUGACGAUCACGGCGGUGGUGACGCAGUAUUUCGAUGUGUAUUGUGUGGGGAGCAAUAUGCCGUGGUUCGCGCAUAUGUGGGUCCUGUUCAUCAACGCCAUCGCCGUGACAGUAGCCAUGUACCUCCUAAUCCAAUUCUACAUCCAGCUGCGCGUCGACCUAGCCGAGCACUCGCUCUUCCCCAAAGUCCUCGCCAUCAAACUCGUCAUCUUCCUCUCCUUCUGGCAAACCUCCAUCAUCUCCAUCCUCACCUCCUCCACCGUCCCCAUCCUGCAAGCCAACGCCUACCUCGCCUUCCCCGACCUCUACGUGGGCAUCCCCUCCCUCCUCAUCUGCGUCGAAAUGGCCCUCUUCGCCAUCUUCCACAUCUUCGCCUACCCGCACGCCCCUUACAAGCCCGGCGCCCACCACUCCGGCGAGUCCGGCGCCUCUAAAUAUCCCACCGGUGACCCCGACGACCUCGGCCCUAAACAAGGCGGCUUCCUCGGCGCCCGCGCACUCCUCGACGCCCUCAACCCCUGGGAUAUCGUUAAGGCUUUCGGGCGCGGCAUUCGCUGGAUAUUCGUCGGCGCGCGCCGCCGCAAGCAGGACGCGAGUUAUGCGCGCGACGCCCGCGAUGCGCUGGCGCUGCAGGCGCAUGCUGCGGAGUUAGAGGUGGGGAGGGGCGAGGACACGGCCUACCGACCUCCGAUGAACCAGCCGAUCGCGGAGGAGCCCAGUCGGCGGAAGUUCCGCCCCGCGGAGUAUGGUGGGGAGGAGAACGCGGGGCUGAUCUCGCAAGCGGCUGCGAAUCCGGUGGAUGCGCCGGAGGCCGGGAGGGAGUCGCCGAGUGGACCCGGGAGCUUGUAUAGGCCGAAGGAGCAACGGUAUGAUGGUGCUGCGGGGCAGGAGUUUGGGGGGGCGGCGAUGGGACAGGGGCUCCAGGAGAGGUAUGAUAAUGCGCCGGCGCCAAUGUUUGGGGGGUUGAUUUCGAAUGUUCAUCCUGCGCUGCGGGAGACGCCCGGGUUGGCGCUGAGUCAUGAUGAGGUCAUCAACAACCACAGACAACCCAUCAUCGCGCAAUGCGCCAACUCAACAGCCACCACCCCGCCGCCACCCUCUCCGCCACCCCGCCCAUAAUGAGACCUCGACACCAACGGCCAAUAAUGGGGGCGUCAUGAAGGAAAAAGCGGGAGUUACAGAGCGUUUGGGAUUUGGAUUGGGGUAAUUGACUGGUAUAUAGAGGAAAGGGAUGUAAGGAAGGGAAAGGGGGAAGGAAAUGGUGUGUGU
Pseudogymnoascus destructans is the source of this 2634-nucleotide messenger RNA. RefSeq lists its product as uncharacterized. Gene Ontology annotation, molecular function: transporter activity. The record is from RefSeq and is a predicted model, not a curated record. The coding region runs from base 826 to 2484 and encodes 552 amino acids. Gene Ontology annotation, biological process: transport. Lineage: Eukaryota; Fungi; Ascomycota; Leotiomycetes; Thelebolales; Thelebolaceae. The transcript has 4 exons.